This is a messenger RNA of Mobula hypostoma (lesser devil ray), 2804 nucleotides long. Its product is annotated as C-type mannose receptor 2-like. The transcript has 15 exons. The record is from RefSeq and is a predicted model, not a curated record. Lineage: Eukaryota; Metazoa; Chordata; Chondrichthyes; Myliobatiformes; Myliobatidae. The coding region runs from base 243 to 2804 and encodes 853 amino acids.
AUUGCUUCCGGCUAAAUUCCCACCCUAGAUGUGCGUUGUCCUGGCAUUACCAGGCAGCGUGCUCCUACCAGAGUGAAAGAGGGCAGUCAAGGCGAGGAGGAAUCGAUUGUUCUCAAUCCAGUGCCCUUCAGCAAGGAGGAGGACCUUCCCGCUGCUUCUCUCUGGAUCGUAGAUGGUUGAUGUGUUUUCUUGGUUGCCGUUGAGGUUUUUCAAGCACCUGGAUCACCAUAGACAUUGGAAGUAUGCACAGAGCUGUGCUAUUCCUUCUUUUCUUGGCUCAAGGUCUGUCCCAGAUGAGUGAAUCUGCAGGGCGAGAAUAUCACCGGAUACAGGAGCCAAAAAACUGGACUGAGGCUUGGGAUUACUGCAGAAGUGUCUUCACGGAUCUGGCCAGCGUCCGGAAUCCGGAGGAGUGGGAGGAAGUUUCUCAUUACGCACAACAAGGGGAGUGGGUCGGACUUCACAAGGACAACCAGACCUCCACUGAAUGGAAGUGGACUACCGGGGAGAUAUUUAAUUAUUCCAACUGGGAACCCUGGAAACCGCAAGAAUUCAGCACCAGCUCCCUCAGCUGCGUUUACACGAGCGGGAAUCAAUGGUUUGACACGGAGUGCGAUAUCCCGCUGCCCUUCAUUUGUCACAAAGAACUGCCUCGGACAACUGCUGCCCCUGAGCUAGCCGUCAACAUAUCAGCAAGAGCAGAGACCCAAACUGUUCUCCGUGACGUUUUGCACCAAAAAAGCCAACUUCCACCGCAGCUGUUAUCUUCUGACACCAUCAUCCAACCAUCUGUGGAUCUGAGGAUCAGAGAUCUCCCCGAGACACUUACAAAGUCAGAACCAGAGGUCGAGCCGAUUUAUCCGCCUGUGCGGGAAGCGGAUCUCCCUCAAGCAACCAUGGAGGUUCCUCCCACAGGGAGCACCCAGCCCACCCAAGCAUUGAAUGCAGGGCAGCUGGAAGUGUCCACUACUACCAAGUCCAAUAGCUGGGCUGUGCAACCCACCAAAGCAUCAGGUGCAGCUCCUGCCUCUGGAGAAGGGGAUGCCUCAGCUGAUUGGGCCACAAAUUCCUCAGAAACAGGCCUGCACCUGAUUUCGAAGCUCUCGGGAAGAAGCUACCACUUGGUUUCCGAAACGAAGAGCUGGGCUCAGGCCAGAGAGCACUGCCAGAGGAUGUUCACCGAUCUCGCCAGCAUCCCGAGCCGAGAGGAGGAGGAGGUUAUCAUCCGCUUCGCUGCCCCCGGGGAGCGCCUGUGGAUCGGACUUUAUAAUGAUGGCCAGCCCCCCAACGGGUGGAAAUGGACAACUGGAGAGAGCUUCAGUUAUAAUAACUGGGCUCCGUGGUACACAGAGGACUUCAACGCCACGUUUCCCAUCUGUGCGUACAUUGACGUUGGUCAGUGGAUGGACACAGACUGCGAUAUCACACUGUCUUUCAUGUGUUACAAAGCUCAGAACCAGACAAUCUUGAGUGCGGACAGGGAAUACUUCCUGAUCGAGGAGGAGAAAACCUGGAACAAAGCCUGGAGUUACUGCCGCAACCACUACACCAACCUGGUGAGCAUGCGGAGUGCGGAGGAGGCCGGCCUGGUCUCCAGGCUCAUGCACAGGCCCUGCUGGAUCGGCCUGUACACCGACGGGAUGUCCGGCUGGAUGUGGACCAACGGAGACCCCUUCAGAUACUCCAAGUGGGGCCUCUGGCACCCCUACAGCUUCAACAACAGCCUGCCCAUGUGUGUGACCAUCUUUGACGGAGAGUGGCACGAGGCCGACUGUGACUUCCCAUUCAACUUCAUCUGCUACCAAGAUCUGAAGUCCAGUUCCAAGCCCCCAGGACUCCCGGCUAGGAAUGGAGGACCAGCAGUAAGAAGUGAAAUACUUUACGGAUCAAAGGAUUAUUCGGAUCUUCUCAGCGACCUUAAUGUAGACAGUGCACCCAAGAGGCUGUAUCACAAGGUCAAUGGGGAGAGGACCUGGCCCGACGCCCGGGACUAUUGCCGCCUGCACUAUACCGAUCUGCUGAGCAUUCAGAGCGAGCAGGAGAGCAACGCCACCCGUGCCCUGUUCGGCGAGCUCAGGCAAGGCUGGUGCGGUCUGUACAAUGAGUGGCAGAUGGCCGACAGCUGGGAGUGGGCUGAUGGCAGCCCGGUCACCUACGUCCACUGGAAGCCAGGCCAGCCCCACCGCUACAGCCUCCUCUCUCCGGUCUGUGUUUAUGUCGAGGAAGGCCAGUGGAUCGACGCCCCCUGCCGAUAUUUAUUACCCUUCGUUUGCUACACAGAUUUGCUUCAAGGGGCCAAGCAGCAGGUCUUCGCUCCCGUCGAUUUCGAUUUGCUGUCUUCGGUUGAUGAGCAGAGCCAAAUCUCCAUUCUCUCAGCAAGGAGUCCCUUUGCAGACCCUAUCCCGAUGGCCCUUACCAAGGAGUAUGUCUUAGUGAAGCGUGAGAAGAUGUGGAUUGAAGCACAAAACCACUGCCGGGCGGAAUACUCGGAGCUGGCCAGCAUACAGUCGCUGGAGGAGAAUGUGCUGGUGGCACAGGUUCUCCGGACUGACGUUCCGGCCUGGAUCGGCCUGUUCAACAGGCACCAGUCCGAGUACAGCUGGAUGUGGGCCAACGGAGACGAGUUCAACUUCUCCAACUGGGACCACUUCUACCCGAUGGACUUCUCCACCAUGUCCGUCUGCGUCAUCAUGCUCAACGGCCGGUGGAAGGACGUGCCGUGCGAUUUCAAGUUUCCUUUCGUCUGCUACACAGCUGCUGUCCGAGAGAUCGUUUGGUGUAAAACUGAAUACAGCCAGUGCUAA